Conger conger (European conger) is the source of this 5725-nucleotide messenger RNA. Its product is annotated as oxysterol-binding protein-related protein 10-like. Bases 547 to 2844 code for a protein of 765 amino acids. The transcript is spliced from 13 exons. Gene Ontology annotation, molecular function: cholesterol binding. The record is from RefSeq and is a predicted model, not a curated record. Gene Ontology annotation, cellular component: cytosol; intracellular membrane-bounded organelle; membrane. NCBI's taxonomy places the organism in Eukaryota, Metazoa, Chordata, Actinopteri, Anguilliformes, Congridae.
CCAGAGGACACAGAUACUGCACAUGUUUGUCUAGUCUGCAAUGCAAAUAUAUAUGCAAAGAGUAUGUUCAUUUAAGAUUUGGCUAAUUUAGCCACAACGAGGCCUUAUGAUACAUUGUGCAAAAGGCAUGGUUGCUUCAAGGAGAGAAAUGUUUACAUUGGUGAAUCAGCAUUAUGGUUUCCGCAGUAGGCUAUAAGAAGCGUGCAUAUCGGCAUUCUGCGCGUUGGACCGUGAGACUUCGCUGUGCUCCAUGUGAUGAUGUGUAUCUUGGCUGUAGGCUAAUAUCCGGGUUGGUGGAGAGGCGGAGGGAGUGACGCUACGGUGAUUUCCAUUUUAAAAACGCAAGAAUACGAGUACGGAGCAAUCGCCGCAGCAAGAAAAAUAAUCAUAAUCGUAACUAGGAAUAUGAUUGUGCCGGCUGGACGAAGCAGACGACAAAACCGUCCGCGGAAUAUGGAUGCUGAAUUUUCGAAGUUCUUGAUUUAACUCACGAGUCAUAUAUUGCGCUGUUUCAUCUAGUUUAUCCAUCCCACUUCUAUUACUAGCAUGGAAAAGACAUUCAGCGGUGCACAUCCCGGGACUAGCAAAACCAACUCUGUGUUCUCCGCAGAACGUACGAACUCUGCUAGAAAGAUCGGGCGAACACACAGCCCGGGCUCGGUGUCAGUUGGUAGUCCGGCUGGAGGGACGGGGAAUCGGGGACGAGUAGCGGGGAACAGCGUCAGUCUGCAGCAGGCACACAGGGGGCAUCUGGAAGGAGUGCUUUGUAAAUACACGAACCUGCUUCAAGGCUGGCAGAACAGAUACUUUGUUCUGGACCCAGAGUUGGGGCAGCUGCAGUACUUUGUCAACGAGCACGUGAAGAACCAGAAGCCUCGGGGUUCGCUGCCCCUGAUUGGAGCGGUCGUGGCGCAGAGCGAUGAGGCGCCCCAUAUGUUCACAGUCCACUCGACCAACGGAGAGCUGUACAAGCUCAGAGCAUCUGAUGCCAAGGAGCAGCAGUUCUGGAUGAAUCAGCUGCAAACCUGUGCCAGACGCCACUCUGACAGCAGUGCGAAGUUGCGAAAGCUGAAGGGGUCUGAUGAGCACCUCUAUGUGGAGAAGACAGGGAAUGGGCAGGAGGGACUGGCCUCCUCCUCUUCCUCGUCUGGGCGGACCCACAGCUUUGUUUUCCUCCCCCCCUCCUCUUCUCCUGGGACACAGAGACACCCGGCCCACUCUGGGGCCCCCAAUAACAUCGUUACCAUCACCCAUCACAAGUCUCCUGCCGCCGCCCGCAGGGCUAAAAACCAGUAUCCUGGGAGGCUAAUGGAGGUCAAAGAGAUCAUGACCCAGGUGGAGGGCCAGCAGAAGAACCUGGUGCACUCCAUCGAGUCCCUGCCCACUCGCGGGCCGCUGUCCUGCCUGGACCAGGACCUUCUGCUGCUCAAGGCCACCUCGGCCGCCACCCUCAGCUGCCUGGGGGAGUGCCUGAGCAUCCUGCAUCAGAACGUCACCCAGGUGACCCAACAGAACCAGAACCGCGGCCCACCCCCCGACGCUGGCCCUGAUUGGCCGGAACCGAAGUCGCCGGCGGCACCGCGGAUGAAGAACGGAAGCCUGAGCUCCCUGCACUCGGCCGAGCCCUCCCCCGCCCUCCGCAAGAAGAGCCUACCCCCGGGCGCGGAGCACCCUGGCGUGGAGGCCUUCAGCCCCAGUGAGGAGGUGACGGACACAGAGGACAACGAGGAGGAGGACCUAGGCGUGAUGGACGACCAGCGGAGUGUCAUCCUGCACCUGCUGUCGCAGCUCAAACUGGGCAUGGACCUCACCAGGGUGGUACUGCCCACGUUCAUCCUGGAGCAGCGCUCCCUGCUGGAGAUGUACGCGAACUUCAUGGCGCACCCGGACAUGUUCCUGUCCGUCACGGCGGCCAGCAGCCCCGAGGACCGCAUCGUCAGCUUUGUGGAGUACUACAUGACCGCCUUCCACGAGGGCCGCAAAGGCGCCGUGGCCAAGAAGCCCUACAACCCCGUGCUGGGCGAGACCUUCCACUGCUCCUGGGAGGUGCCCAGAGACCGCGUCCGGCCCCCCAGGACUCACAACUCGGGCCCCGGGGCCCGGGACCCCGCCGGCUGCUACAGGGUGCGCUUCGUGGCCGAGCAGGUGUCGCACCACCCGCCCGUCUCCGGCUUCUACUGCGAGUGCCAGGAGAGGCGCGUGUGCGUCAACGCCCACGUGUGGACCAAGAGCAAGUUCAUGGGCAUGUCCAUCGGAGUGUCCAUGGUGGGCGAAGGGGUCCUAUGCCUUCUGGAGCAUGACGAGGAGUAUGUCUUCACCCUGCCCAGUGCCUACGCCCGCUCCAUCCUCACCGUGCCCUGGGUGGAGCUGGGUGGCAAAGUCUUCAUCAACUGUGCUAAGAGUGGUUACUCUGCCACUGUCACAUUCCACACCAAGCCUUUCUAUGGAGGGAAGGUACACAGGGUGACAGCUGAGGUGAAACACAACCCCACCAAUACAAUCGUGUGCAAGGCCCAGGGGGAGUGGAACGGAACGCUGGAGUUCACCUAUAGCAGUGGAGAGACCAAAGUGAUUGACACUGGCAAACUGCCAGUCUUCAGGAAGAAGCUCCGACCGGUGGAGAAGCAGGGAAGAUCUGAGUCGAGGCGGCUGUGGCAGAAGGUUACCAUGGCGCUGAAGGAGGGGAACAUCGACAUGGCCACGGAGCAUAAGCACUGUCUGGAGGAGAGGCAGCGGGAGGAGGAGAAGCAGCGGCUCGCCAGCAACACGCCCUGGAAACCCACAUACUUCACCAAAGAGGGGGAAGGCUGGGUGUACCACAACCCUCUGUGGAAGACACACUGACGCGAGGAGAGCGCACCAUCGCUGGCCGUCGGAGAGCCCUGCGUAGAGCGGGGGUGGGGGCCGGUGGGGGCCGGUGGGGGCCGGGGAGGGACGAGGCGAAGCGGGGUCACAGAGGAGCCGCUGAUAACGGCCCUUCCUCUGGACUUGAGAGCUGACUGACAGGCAGCCUCACCGUGGGAGGCACAGAGACACUGUACUCUAACCGCGUGCCACACGCACCUUCUCUUCCACCUGGGAGGAGAUUUGAGGUGGAGGAGCAGGGAAGUGAGAGGAUGUUUUUUUUAUAGGUACAUAUAGAAUAUUUCUAUUUUUCACAUUGUUGAGACUUUUUUUGCACGUGUAAUGUACAGAGUGAUUUGCCACUGGUGUGUCUUUGGUCUUUCCCUCCGAUGACAUCAUGGUUAGUGCCACUUUAAGUGCUGCCCACUGCAGUGAACUCAAGAACAUCCCAGGCCGUGGUUCGUCAUCAGGAAGUGGAAGUGUAUGUGGAGCAUACUUCCUGUGUAGAGCAGCUGUUGUCAAGGUGAACUCCACUGUGUCCUAGUCCAAAGAAGCCUUGUUCUGCCACUUUUCAAUUUUCCAGAGGUUUUCUUGUCCAUUUGAGGGCAAGUGGAUCCCCUAUUCUCUGCUGUCAGAAGUAUAGCAUAACUCCAGUCCUACCUACUGACACAAGGAUACUGUAGCCCUGAUCAUUUUAGCCACAGGACAUUAGUUUCAGUGAAUACAUUUCCAUAAUCCUACUGAUGUUAAAAUGUGUAAUUUUCUGGCUACAAAUCUAGCAGUAUUCCACUAAUAUAUGUAAUUUUAUGCAUAUACCCUGGAAUGAAUUUAAAAUGACAUGUAACCUUAGGACAUAUGCUUCAGUAUAUGUUAAAAUGCAGUUAAAUAAUAAUAGGAAAUGUACCAACCGUUGGACGGUAUGUUCUUUGUUUCCUAUUUUAUAUUGUAUUACCGUUCAAGUGAUUUGCUGUUUGGAGGAAACUUCAGUAGGCCUUUUUGUGUGGUGGUUUUACAGCCUAAGCUCGACAGGUAGGAGGAAAUGGAUUGCUGUAACCGAGGACGUUUCCGGGAGCCAGAGAACGGAACGGGCCCUUCUUCCAGUUUUACAUGGAAAAAAUGUGAUGGGAUUCAAGAACGUUCCAGAUGACAUAAAGACCGACUUAGUUAAAGGUACAAUAGGUCAUUUUGGACUCAUUUUGGACUUUUGUGACACCCUCAAGUCACAAGACCGUUUAUCCCUCCCCCUUCUCUGUGGACGCGCUGAUGUUGAAACACCAUUGGCUGUGGAAAUUGGAACCAAUUUUCAACCAGUUGUACCGCUGUACAAUGUUUUGGUACAGAUUGUCAGUGUGUCAACUGUAUAUUUUGAAACCUGAAUUUAAGGACUAUAAACACAGGCAGCGGGUGAAUAAACAUGUCAGUGACCCAUUUUUAAUGACAGGAAGGGAUGAUGUUUUAACACAAAAAUCUUACCUAUUGUACCUUUAAUGAUUUUAGCAUGUGGAAUUUUGUUCCGAAUGCCCUUUGGCCUAGAUUACUUUUGAAAGGCAGCCAGUUUCAGAUGAGGAUGAUUAAUUGGGAGACGUGGGUGAUAAGCGUGUAAUUAAACGGGCAGUCUAAGGGAAAUUAAACGGCCACCUUGUCAAUCACAAGUGCACCGCCCUUUACAUGAGACAUUGCCCCUGUUGAUAACCUGAAGUUGUAGUUAAAUGUAUUUUUCCACAAACAAUAUACAUAUUAAGUAUUAGAAUUUAGACAAAGCAACGAUGGAACAGGAUGUGAAGUGCAUUACAGGGUUUGGUGCCUGUGCUGUCCAAUGUCAGCUGUAACUAAGCAACACGGUUUCACUUUCUUUCCCUGGUGAGUAUACUCGGCUGUUUGAGUGUGUUAUGCAGGUCAACUGACUGACUGAGUUUGUGCCAUAUUAUCAAAGUAAAAAUGAAAUGAACAGCAGUUCACUGUAACUGCUGCCAUAUAUGCUGAAAGUACUAAACAGCUUGCCUUGAGGAAGAGUGUUAUACCUACAGUGACCCACCCAAUAUUAUUGAAGUUGUAUUAGGAAGUGGGAGUUAGUCAGAUACUUCACCUAUUCACAUUAAAUAACAAGCUUGAGCACCGCACCACAUAAAUCUGGAUCUACAGAUGAGCUGCUCAGAUCUUCUGAAACCGAAAGUCAAUUACCGUGUGCUUGAACUUGGCGGUGUUAUGUUAUUUCACUAUGAGAUAUAUUUUUGAUGAUCAUGAUAACGAUGAUGGUGUUAGAGAAGUAUGUAAUGCAGCUUCUUCAUAUUAUUUGAUUUUUCCUGAAUUAAUUGAUGUUUUUUGGGGGGGCCGACCUGUUGAGCACUUCUAUACACACUAGAGCCGAGGGGCUACCAGUAUUAGGGUCAGGACCAUUUCCCCUACCCCUCAUGUUGGGUCUGUAUGGCCUAAAGAUGAGGUAUUCAUUUCACUUGAAGGUAAAUGGUAAGGAACCCAAAGAAAUUGUGCUGAAUUAAUAUUCAUACAAAUAAAUAUUUCACCAUAAUUAUAUUCAUUCAGCAUUUACAAUCUGAUGUUGAAAUACAAGGUAGUUUAACCAACAACCUUCUGGCGGCAAAUUGUGAUUACUUCAACAUGUCAACUGUGGUCGAUUUGCACCUUGGGAAGCUGAACUGUAUUGUCAGGGGGAAGGGAAGGGCGUAUAUGCUGUAGCUGUGAGUGGUGAGCCGUGUCUUGAAUGUAUGUAAAACUAUGAGGGAAUGAAGUUGUCUGUACAGCACGGUAAUGUAUUCAAAUAGCUUGAACCAAACUUCUCUCACCUGAGUAGAACCUAUGCAACACCAGAAAUAUAGUAGCUGGGUGAGGGUUGGUUUAAAAUAAAUACACCUUGGCAAUCACA